Messenger RNA from Salvelinus fontinalis (brook trout), 3064 nucleotides. Its product is annotated as calcineurin B homologous protein 3-like. Bases 692 to 1216 code for a protein of 174 amino acids. Lineage: Eukaryota; Metazoa; Chordata; Actinopteri; Salmoniformes; Salmonidae. The record is from RefSeq and is a predicted model, not a curated record. The transcript is spliced from 9 exons. Gene Ontology annotation, molecular function: calcium ion binding.
UGUGUUGGAGAUAGUGGUAUAUAUAUAUAGAUGGGGAUGCAAUUUCCUAUUUUUUUAUUUCCCUUUUCUGUGAACAAAAUGUGCAAUACAAUGCACUUUCCAAACUGAAAGGCAGCAAUACACAACGAAGCGGCUGUCUGCCAGAAAACCAGACGAAGAAGAAGUAGUGAGACAACUAGAUCAAAGGAGACUGCCAAGUUGCGGAAGUGCGCGCUCUGUCUGCAGAGAAUGACACCUUGAAAUGCAUUAGGACCUUGAAGAAACUGGCGUAUUACUUAAUUAUGAGCGCAGCCGGUAUCGACCAAUAACAUGAGUUGGUGUUGUGCUAAUGAAAAAUAUCUGUUCCACUGAACUGACGCCGUUUCGAUUUCAGUAGUUACCAGCGUUGUCCUGAACGAGACCAAUCGGUAUUUCCAUGCGUCUGGAUUGGUCGGCUGGCGCGUUUCUCGAGUUAUGGGCGCAUUACAGUCAUUAUCUGAUGAACCCGGAUACAGAGAAUUGGCAGAGAAGACGGGUUCCUGACUCAGCCUCACCACUGAGCGCCACAUCGCUAUCUGUCUCAGUAGGCUACUCUCUGUGAAGCAAAGCUAUUAUGACAACUCAGUAGCCUAUUUUCUGCUCCUGCUGAGUUUCCUUAGAGCAAAUUGGAAUCCUGCACAAAAGAUUCAAGCAGUUGUGCCACAAUGAAGACAUGCUGAGGAGAGCUGACCUCGACACAAUUCCAGACCUGGCAUGCAAUCCAAUCCGCACCCAAAUUAUAGAGGCCUUCUUUGACAAAAGAAACUUCCAUCAGAAUGGUGACGGGACGGUCGAGGAGAUCAGCUUUGAGGAGUUCCUUGUGGUGAUGUCCCACUUCAGACCUCCAGCACUGAACAUGACAGAGGAACAGAGAGAGAAGGUCAGGAGGGAGAAACUCCGCUUCCUGUUUAAUAUGCACGACACAGACAACGAUGGAACAAUCACUCUGGAGGAGUAUCGACAUGUAGUGGAGGAGCUGCUGUCUCGGAGCGGAGCCCUGGGAAAGGAAACGGCUAAAGGAAUAGCAGAUGCUGCCAUGCUGGAGGUAGCCAGUAUUUCCAUGGGUCACAUGGAACCAGAUGAGUUUUACGAGGGGAUCACUUUUGAACAUUUCCUGAAGAUACUGAAAGAUAUCGAGAUCGAGACGAGAAUGAACAUUCGCUUUUUGAAUAUGGACACGACGACUCUGUGCAAGUGAGGAUCUUCCACUUUUUUUUAUUACGAUGAUGCACAAGCACUCUUCUAUGGUCUUUUUUAUUUAGUGGCCAGUUAGGGCAUACUUUACCUUCUCUGACCAACUAUUACAAAGCUCUGUUUAAUAGUUUUGGGUGACGGUUUAAGCUUCUACUAUCUAGUAGCCUCUAACACACACUUUAUGUUUUUACAAAUGUAUUGGAUAAAAAAAUAUAUAUGUGCAACUAUGCAAAUAUACACAGGUUAGCAGUAGGUAUGUUAUGAAUUUAGCAUGCCUGUAUCUAUCACUCCAUAUUUUAUUCAAGAGUAUUCACAAUGCUCUAAAUGCCAUGAAUCAAUAAUAAAUUCAAUAAUAAUGCAACAAUCCAGUAAUAACAAUGUAAUAAGCCAGUAAUAAAGUGAUAGCCAAUUGUGCAGCUCCAUGAUUGAAGUGAAUGCAAUUUACCUCCUAGUAUAUCUAGGGCACUGUGUGGAAUAGACUACAAACAUUUGCACGUCUCUUCUAUACCACCAUCACACCUAAACUGUUUUGCUGCCAAUGCCAUCAGUUUGGAAUCAAAACAGGUUAGAAUAUCCAUGUACAUUAAGAAGUCACUGACCAAUAGAAACAAAGUACAACUGACCAGCCUAGCAGUAUAGCAUACUGCACAUUUCCUAUGGCAAGACCCUCCUCAUAUUGAGAUAGUAGUUUCAAGUAAAAUGUGCGUCAGACUUGUGCAAAUGUUUUAAGAAUCAAGCCCACAUUACCAAGCAUUUGUUGACUGUUAGAAAUAGGAACAAUGAUAUGCAACUUGUCUGUGCUGCCCUCUAGAGACCAAAGAAUGUGAAAUAUCUCAUUCCCACAUUUAAUCAUCUCUAUACUACCUAUUUUGUUUUUUUAAAUUUGUACAAUUGUGUGACUUCCAUCAAGAUACAUAUUUGAUUAUUGUUCUUCAUCUACACUUAAAUGACUAAAGCACAGGAGGUUGGUGGCACUUCAUUCUAAUGACUGGAGUGAACAGUUGGAAUGACAUCAAACACAUGGUUUCCAGGUGUCUGAUGUCAUUCCAUUUGCUCCAUUCCUGACAUUUAUUAUGAGCCGUUCUCCCCUCAGAAGCCUCCUGUGGACUAAAUGGCAUGCAUUCAUUGAAUUAAUUUGGCCUUAAAAUACAUUUUAUCUGCAACUGAUUAAGUAGGCACCAGCAAAUACUGCAGCCUGCCGAUAACUUGAUUGCAUCUACAGAUUGUAGCAUGUCUUGGUCUUUGAAUAUCCAUACACACUGUAUAUUUGUACUGUAAAAUACAAUAUUUUCAUUCCGAUUUGGGAUGUUAUUGUAGCAAGGAAUAAUGUAAAUGGUGUGGCCUUCUCUUUUUAUUGAGAACAUUAAAAUAGGAAACCGCUCACCAAAAGUGAAUAAUGUUUGAAUGAUUAUGUACUGUAGGAAUUGGAUUGUGUUUAGUUUGCUUUUAAGAAAAUAAUUGUAUUAUCAGACAGCCUUGGAGAGGGAUCUAUAAUGAAACUUGAAUCUGCUUUGAGCUUAAUCAAAUCAAGUGGGGGCAGCACAUAGCCUAGGGGUUAGAGGCGUGAGCCAGCAACCGGAGGGUUGUGUGUGUGUGUGUGUGUGUGUGUGUGUGUGUGUGUGUGUGUGUGUGUGUGUGUGUGUGUGUGUGUGUGUGUGUGUGUGUGUGUGUGUGUGUGUGUGUGUGUGUGUGUGUGUGUGUGUUUCCGCUUUGGGCUGAAUGUGUCAGUGUUUUGUUCAUAUGAAAUCCCUAGUUUGAAAUCAACUGUUUUUCUGGAAGCUAUAUAUAUAUAUAUAUAUAUAUAUUAGUUGGACCUUGUUUGCAAUUGACCAAUAAAGUGAUCUUAAUCAAA